AAUGUAUUAUUUAUAUCUUUUCUCUAAUUGCUUUGAUUUUAUGUUAAUAAAAUAAUUUAUAAUAAUGUUUCAAUUCAUCUUUUUUUCUUGAAAAAUGUUUAAAGGCUAAAAAUCGCUAAAGCUGAUACCAUUUGGAUAAACCUUUUUGAAUAUGCCCUUUUUAAAUAAUCCUCUUAAUUUGUUCUGUUGGUCACUAAUAAAAAAGGACCUCUGUACGUUUUGUUUGUCACACAUUUACAGACUGUGUAAUUGACAUGUCUACAUUGGCUUGUUGGGAUAAUGUUUCUUUGCACUGACAACAAUGUUUUCCUUCUGAUUUAACAUAACUGCGUAAGUUCAUAGUUAAUGAAAUCUUUGAAAACAAAUUACAUUAGGAAGUUAAGACGGUGAAAAAGGUGUGAAGAUGUGGAUUAGUAAUCUGGCCCCUGUGUUUGCUCUGCUCUUUUUUAGUCUUGCUGGCUGUAAUCUCACUGCUCAGUGUUGUGUGAGUUUAUCAUCAGCUCUACAAUCCUCAAACUGUGUCCUGAAAGAGCUGGAUCUGAGUAGCAAUGACCUGCAGGACUCUUGUGUAAAAUUUAUUUCUGAUGGACUAAAGAGUCGUAACUGUCACCUGGAGAUAUUGAGGUUGUCAGGCUGUAUGGUGACGGAGCAAGGCUGUGGUUAUUUGUCUUCAGCUCUGAGUGAAAACCCCUCACACCUGAGAGAGCUGGAUCUGAGCUACAAUCAUCCAGGAGAUUCAGGAGUGCAGCUGCUCAAACACAAACUGGAGGAUCCAGACUACAAACUGCAGAUACUCAAUGUGGAUCAUGGAGGAGAGAACAUGAUGAGAGCGGGACUACGAAAGUAUGCCUGUGAUCUCACACUGGAUCCAAACACAGCAAACCCUCGACUCAUUCUCUCUGAGGAGAACAGGAAGAUCACAUGUGUGAAAGAUCAUCAGCCGUGUCCUGAUCAUCCAGACAGAUUUGAUAACGAUCCUCAGAUUCUGUGUGUUGAGAGUCUGACUGGACGCUGUUACUGGGAGACUGAAUGGAAGAGACGUGCCGAAAUAUCAGUGUCAUACACAGCUAUCAACAGGAAAGGAGGGAGUGAAUGUGAGUUUGGAUUCAAUGACAGGUCCUGGAGUCUGAACUGCUCUGAUAAAUUCUCUGUCUGUCACAACAAGAACGUCACUGAUAUACCUGCUGUGUGUUCAUCCUCUAGUAGAGCAGGAGUGUAUGUGGACGUGUCGGCCGGCUCUCUGUCCUUCUACAGUGUCUCUGACACACACACACUCACACACUUACACACAUUUAACACCACAUUCACUGAAGCCCUCUGUGCUGGAUUUAGAGUUGAUUCUGAUUGUUCGGUGUCUCUGUGUGAUAUCAAAUGAUUUAGAGUCUCUCUGUAAAUCCUGAUGUUCACAUGCACACAAACGUAUCAAAUCUCACAUCGUUACAUUUAUAUUCAUUCGUUAUUAGUUAUUCUUUGUCAUCCACCACUUAUAAAUCUUGGUGAGACAAACAUAAUGUUCUGAAUCUUUAAGAAAGUGGUGAAUACGUUAUCUUAAGUAUUUGUACAUUAAAAACCCUGUUAAUUUAAAAAAACUAGUGCCUAGAUUUGCCUACAUAAUACAGUGAUUCUGCAGUACACUUACUGUUAUAUGUAACUGUUUAUUAUUAUACACUAAACAGUACUGUACUGUAGAAAAUAUAAGAUGUACAGCAUAACACUUUAGGUGUUUGAUUGUCAUUAUAAAGUUUUUGUAUUACUACUAUAAUCUCAAACUUUAUGACUAUAACCUCUUCUUCUAAAAAGGCAUGAUCAGAAUUAGCAUUUCUAUUAGAAACAAAUAUAUGUAGAGUUACAAAUAAUCUAUAAUCCUCUUUGUAUCAUUUGACGUGUCCAUGAAAACUGCAGUUUUAAUCGAUGCAUAAUCAUGUGAUGGAUAGCAGUUGAAAUGAGGGCUAGAUAUGUGACGUGUAGAAUGAAAGCUUAUGACAUAUGCCAUGUCACGGUGUGAAUGAAUGUUCGUGAUUUUGAUUAUGGGAUGUAGGAAACAUUCUAUAAAGUAAAGGACAUUGCCGAGAUGCUAUCUCUAAAUGGGAUGGAAAGUUUGUUUUGUGUUUUUUGUAAUUUAUGCACGGAAGAAGAGCCGAACUGGGUUUAAACACCUUCGGGGCAAGCCCAAACCAGCUGUUUAAGACCUCAAAGCAAGAAGCUUUCGAGGAGAGAAAAAGAAAAGGAAGAGUUUUUCUCCAUCGGAACAGUGCUUACUCCAUCGCUUCCGCUGUAACAACUCCACAAUCCCUCUGUAUGGAACGACUGGAAGCUGCCGCAACGUGAAUCACUGACCUGCUCCAGCGUUCCUUCAGCGAGACCUCCAUUGACCCUCUGCAUCUUCAACUCUAGAAACUUCCAAAGCUGAGCAGCCCUACGACGAGAGACUGUCACGAUCAAAUCACCCUGGGAAUCCCAAAGACGUUAUCCAAGACGAGCGCCACAACCAAUCAGAGAAGCCAGGAUUCCCUCAGAGAAGCCAGCAAUCAGUUUUGUUAACACAGACAAAGUUUCCCUCUCUUAACUCAGUGGUGCAAAGUGGAAAGCUAGGACCUCUGCUUUGAUCAAUAUUUUGAUCUUAGAACUAGCAAAUAGACUUUGGGCUUCAUUAAUCAAUUCCUUCCCAAACUGUUCGUAUGCGUGUGUUCAUUCUUAGCUUAGUCAUGUUAGUGGAAGUAAAAUUCAAUAAACUUCAGUUAUUAAGAGUC
This is a messenger RNA of Puntigrus tetrazona (Sumatra barb), 2750 nucleotides long. RefSeq names its product stonustoxin subunit beta-like. Lineage: Eukaryota; Metazoa; Chordata; Actinopteri; Cypriniformes; Cyprinidae. Gene Ontology annotation, molecular function: protein binding. The record is from RefSeq and is a predicted model, not a curated record. The transcript has 4 exons. Bases 404 to 1375 code for a protein of 323 amino acids.